Messenger RNA from Budorcas taxicolor (takin), 606 nucleotides. RefSeq lists its product as uncharacterized. The coding region runs from base 1 to 606 and encodes 201 amino acids. NCBI's taxonomy places the organism in Eukaryota, Metazoa, Chordata, Mammalia, Artiodactyla, Bovidae. The record is from RefSeq and is a predicted model, not a curated record. The transcript is spliced from 5 exons.
AUGCCAGCGAGGCUGCUGCAAAAGUCAGCAGACUCUAGGGUCCCCGCCUCCUUUGCAGAGCCCCGUGAAGCAGCUGCCUUUCGGCGGUGUCACUGUGCAAGAAUCCGAGGGCAAAGAAGCAGCUCAGCGGGCUGGAGGCUUCUUUCUGGGACGGUCAGUUUCAUUGUCACCAGCAUGGAGACAGAGAGACCUAAAGCAGCAACUGCUCAUCUUCCUUGGUCCUGGGAAGACACACUGAGGAAGCUUCGCUCCCAGCAGUACCGACCGAAUGUUGUAAGAGAAGAGGGUGAGGAAUGGGAGGAACUAGAAAAAUUAGAGUGGGAAGAAGGAAGCAAGAACAGAAGACGAAAAGAAAGACGGGAGAAAAGGAAGAAAUAUUUGUCUAUUGCGGUUCAAGCAGUGCUGCUGGCUGGCUUCUGUCCUGGCCCUGAUCUCGUUUAUUGUAAGAAGGGAGCUUGGGGUUCCCCGCGGGCUUCAGGGUGGGGCUGUGUUACGUUGAAUGCGUUGCAUGAACUGGGAAGACUCCCCGAGGUGUCCCUUCCGGGUGAAAACUGGCUGCACGCCCCUUACUUGUUCCUCAGAUCAUCCGCUCUCCCAGGGUCCUGA